This is a messenger RNA of Lineus longissimus, 3569 nucleotides long. RefSeq lists its product as uncharacterized. The transcript has 8 exons. NCBI's taxonomy places the organism in Eukaryota, Metazoa, Nemertea, Pilidiophora, Heteronemertea, Lineidae. The coding region runs from base 216 to 1112 and encodes 298 amino acids. The record is from RefSeq and is a predicted model, not a curated record.
UCAGUCGGGGACAUGGCAUUAGAAAGCGGAGUGUUGUGCUGGGGACCGCAAUGACGGGAAUAGGUCUACGACCGAAGCAUGUCGAGAAAAAGAGAAAGCAAGACAAGAAAACGACUUUUGGAUUAGAUAGGAUUAUCUCUCAGAAAGUUAAACACAUCAAAUAGUGGAGGCGAGAAAGGACAAAGGUAAUGAGGACGUAAUGCCGAGACACGGCCAUGAAGAUCUAUGAUUCCCUUGUCCAGGUUAUCGCUGUUCUUGUUACAGUCUUUCUGCGUAUUCCAGCCUUCUUGACUCUAACUGGAGGAGAAUGUCCCACGGAUUACGUCGUGCAUGAGUGUCUAGCUCACGUCAACAUGGGAGCACACGACUUGGAAGAUCUCAGAUACUUUGGGUUAGGCGACAUCACCAAGCUGGAGGGGAGGGUCAUCAAGGAUCAGAUACGGGCCGUCAAGAAGCAAUGCAGGUAUAUGGCACACAUAGACCACGCUUUCGAAUGCCUUGUCCGGGAAAUACGACUUUGUCGGGGUGUGGAUGAGGCACAUUGGGUCCACGAGGUAAACCUUGAUGGUAUGAAAAGAGCCAUGAAGUUUAUUUGCCAAAAUUAUGAAGCUUGGGCACGGUCCAUGAAAUAUUGCACUCCUCACACACCCACGAUCGGCUACCCACAACUCCUAACAGUGUGUGAGGAGGAUGAACGACAAAAAGCGGUCUUGUAUCUGUCGCGGAAUUUACGUCUCAGGGAUGAGUUGGCUCGGCGAUGCAGCAAUCAACGCAUAGAAGUCUACUGUAAAACGAAAAGCAUGUACAAUUCCUGUUGGAUGGGGACUCACAACUGUGCAGCACUGGUCCCGGAACGUUUAAAAAUGGACUCGCAAUGCUGGGAGGAUGUGGGGUACAUCCCCCCACGGGACUUCGAUCUCGAAGGGCGGUACCACUGUUCGAAGAAAGUGGAUUGGACGGGACUUAGUGUAGAUGAUCAGUCACUUGUACAUAUAGGUCCAUACCAGGUCUCAGAUCGACGAUCAGGGGCGGGCACAGAGAAUAAGUUACAUUGUGGUGUGUUCUAUUGGACAGUUUUUAUAUUAACUUUGUUGAUAUUGGUGACGUCAUAGUGACAUCACAGGUGUCGUCUGUGUCAGUGGAAGAGUAUUAUUUUUCAUUCACCACAUUGACUGGAAGCUUAGCGUGAACACAUGAACCCCUGGGUCAGAUUACCUCCGACAUCCAAUCGUAGUCCGAUCUUAUUGUCAACUUGGCCACCGGGAAGCGUGAUCUCGUAGGAUUGGUUCCAUCAGAAGACUGCCACGGCAACGGUGUUUUUAAAUUCAGAACCGUUGAUUGGUCUUUGCACUGAAUAGGAGGUCUUGAAAUAUACUGGUUUCUCAAUGAGAACGUGUUGUACACUACCGUUGUUAAACUGAGUCGAAGAACACCCAAGAAAGUGGCAUUGCAACUGAUGGCAAGCCGAGCCUAAUGGAACUGAAAGGGCCUCUUAACUCUUGUCAGAAUAGAAAACUGCAGAGCAACAUAUCUCUGUACAAAAUUGGCAAAACUCUUCAUGUCGGAACACGGACUGCCUUGACAUUGGUAGCUUAAAGUGGGAAUAAAGAGAACACCGCACCUGAUUGAUGAUCUCUCUGCAAAGAGGACUUACCUGUGGAGCGGCCUCGUCUCGUCGCCAUGGGAAGAGACGAAUAGAAUGAUGAAAUGGACUGCCCCGGGAGUCCACGUACACUAAAUGUAAAGCAAGGUGCAGCGUGAAAUGUCGUUCUGUUGCCAUUUGGCAGCCAACUGCAGAAAGUAACAUCGGAUGAGACAGUCUCAAUGAGCUCUGAAAAUGCCAUCUGCCCUGACUUUGCAGAAGCAUUUUCAAUGACACCGGAGACAAGAAAUCCUUGUGUAUCCUAUUGUAAAUGUAUUGUAGAUACUCUACUUCUAAAAAACACAUGUCUUCUUCUUACAGCUAGAUCUCACUCGCAUUAAGAACGAAUUCAAUAUAUUUUUAUACAAAAUGAUAUCUUAUCAGAAAAGGACAUUGAAUGAAAUGUUGUGUAAAUGGUGAAAAGGUCAGGAGCCGUCGCAAUAUCAAAGAUGACAUUCUCACUGCCUGAUAUCAUUCCUCUGAGACUACAUUGCGAGUGUGGCACAAUAGUUGGGUUCCAAUUGGGCCUGGCAUCCUUGUGACUCUCCCCAGCUGGGAAGAGUUCAUCAGAACGUACCGUUGACUAGGAUGGUCUUUCCUUCUAUGUUUCAUACAAUUGCCCAAUAUCGUUAAGACAGCUAUGGCCUAGUUGAUACUCACGAAGUAAUAUGGACAACGUGAUGCACUGGACUGGAAGAAAGACCAGUGACCUGAUCCGCCUCGCCGAGGACAGAACCGUACGGUGUCGCAUUGUUAAUAACUUAGGGUUGCCCCAAAUGGCUACGGGACAUGACGAUGAUGAUGAUGAUGUUGAUGAUGAUACUCAACUCUCAACUCGGUGUUUAUUAGAAUUUGCUUUGUUGGCAGAAGUAGAUGGUACAAUGAAUCUCAGCAACACAUCUCAUUCAAAGGACGAAGUACCGAAGACACCAAGGACACAUGCAAUGUGAUUAACUGCGAUGGCUCCUGACCGAGUUUAAAGUAUAUAGUUUGCUACUCUUUGAUUCUGGUUGUGCGUAUUGUAAUAUAAAGUUGAUUAGUGAUUGGCAGUGUUGUGGAGAAGUUGCUACAGUGUAAGCAAACUAUUAGCAAGUAUAGAUUGUUGAUGAUGGUAUAGAUUUUGUUUUAUAAACUUCUGAAUGAAAUCGUCUACGAGCUCAGUUGUGUUCGAUCACAUUGGUCUCUAAUUGAGCCCAGGCAGCAAGAAAGACAGUGUAAACGUCUUCAACUAGAAAGCGAACAUCAACUUCAACUAGAAGUGUACAUCAUCCUCAAGAAGACAGUUUACAUCAUCUUGACAUCAUCCGACUUUGAAGAUUACAACCGAAAUGGAGCAGAGUUACAAUGUAGUGGAUAUUGCGUGGUUGUCAAACUCAUCUAAAUAAUUCGAAAACAUAAAAUCGUGUAAUGAAGAAAUUAUGUAACUAUUAUGUAUAUAUUAGGACAGAAUUGUAUAACAAGAUCUUCAUCAAGACGCCGUAUUUCCCUGAUUUGUCAUAGAUCUUCUAUUCUGAAGAGAAGGAGUAAUAUAUCACCAAGAAGACUUUGAUCUAUGCUUGCUAUCAUAUAUAAUUUUAUGCUACAUAUUGUUUUUAGUGUAUUAGGUUUAUAAUAGAAUAUCGCAUUGUUUUAAUAGUUAAGUGAUAAUUUCAGUUGUUCAGAGAUUUUUAUUGAAUUAUUGUGUGGUUAUUUCUAUUGUAUUUCUAUUAUUUGAAAUUAAGAUUAGUAUUACGUAUUUGUGAUUGUGGUUAAGUAGAAUUAAAGUUUAUUUAUGAUUAUUGCAAUAUGAAUACAAAAUAAAUUCAGUUACAUUAAGUGGUACAGUGUUGAGCUUGCAGGUUACCUCGACAGGUAAAUAAUUUCUCAAUGCAUGACUUUUCGAGAUCAUGAAGGACAGACUGCAGAAAUAAAUAUUUGCGACUUUAAA